Rangifer tarandus platyrhynchus (Svalbard reindeer) is the source of this 234-nucleotide messenger RNA. Lineage: Eukaryota; Metazoa; Chordata; Mammalia; Artiodactyla; Cervidae. The record is from the annotation of a GenBank genome assembly.
AUGGAAGCCUUCGGACACCCUCCACCCUAUCCUGCCUGCCACUUUCUUGCUGCUGAGCGUUCAGCAAAGCGCUUCCCCGUCGUCUUUGCUCAGAUGUGGAGAUCUGAGGGUGUAGCGGAACAGAACGGCUCUUCUUCCCGAGGCGGGCGCUCUCUUUUCUGGGACGGAAGUGGGAAGGAGGAGGAGCCAGAGGGUGAAGCAAGGCAUCGAGAGGCUGACCUCUUCCCGCUCUAA